Messenger RNA from Abrus precatorius (Indian licorice), 1732 nucleotides. Its product is annotated as acetate/butyrate--CoA ligase AAE7, peroxisomal-like. Bases 32 to 1732 code for a protein of 566 amino acids. The record is from RefSeq and is a predicted model, not a curated record. The transcript has 3 exons. Lineage: Eukaryota; Viridiplantae; Streptophyta; Magnoliopsida; Fabales; Fabaceae.
GAGAGAGAGAGAGAGAGAGAAGGUGCAGAGAAUGGGAGGGAGGCACGACAUAGACGAUUUGCCAAAGAACAGUGCGAACCACACUGCCUUGACGCCACUAUGGUUCUUGGAGAGAGCAGCUCUGGUGCACCCCACCAGAAGAUCCGUGGUCCAUGGAUCAAUGCAUUACACGUGGCAUCAGACUUAUCAGCGUUGCCGUCGAUUCGCCUCUGCUCUUUCUAACCAUUCCAUUGGACUCGCCAACACUGUAGCUGUUAUUGCACCCAACAUUACAGCACUUUAUGAAGCUCAUUUUGGAAUUCCAAUGGCAGGAGCUGUAUUGAACACUGUGAAUAUUCGGCUAAAUGCAUCAACAGUGGCUUUCCUUCUUGCUCAUUCAUCAGCAGCAGCUGUAAUUGUGGAUCAAGAGUUCUUUUCCUUGGCUGAAGAUGCUUUGAAAAUCUGGUCUGAGAAAAGCAAAGCCUUUAAGCCUCCAUUUUUGGUUGUCAUUGGUGAUGAAAAUUGCCACCCCAAGACACUCAAAUAUGCUUUGUCCAAAGGAGCCAUCGAGUAUGAGAAAUUUCUAGAGAGUGGUGACCCUGAAUUUAAGUGGAAACCUCCAGAGGAUGAGUGGCAAAGCAUUGCUUUGGGCUACACUUCUGGUACUACUGCUAGUCCUAAGGGUGUGGUGUUACACCACCGAGGGGCAUAUCUCAUGUCUCUAAGUGGGGCUCUUAAUUGGGGAAUGAAUGAAGGUGCUGUUUAUCUGUGGACACUUCCCAUGUUUCAUUGCAAUGGCUGGUGCUAUACUUGGACUCUUGCAGCUCUUUGUGGGACAAACAUUUGUCUUCGUCAGGUGACAGCUAAGGCAGUGUAUGCAGCCAUUGCCGAGUAUAAAGUGACUCAUUUUUGUGCAGCACCAGUGGUGCUUAACACAAUAGUCAAUGCCUCUCCUGAGGAAACCAUCCUUCCUCUACCACAUGUUGUACAUGUGAAUACAGCAGGGGCAGCUCCUCCUCCAUCAGUAAUAGCUGCGAUGUCUCAACGAGGAUUUCGUGUCACUCACACUUAUGGUCUCUCAGAAACCUAUGGCCCCUCCACAGUAUGUGCCUGGAAGCCAGAGUGGGAAUCACUGCCCCUUGAACAGCUAGCCAGGCUUAACGCAAGGCAAGGGGUGAGGUACAUUGCCUUGGAAGGCCUAGAAGUUAUGAACACUAAAACCAUGCAACCUGUUCCUGCUGAUGGUGCCACUGUUGGUGAAAUUGUGAUGAGGGGUAAUGCAGUGAUGAAAGGGUACUUAAAGAAUCCAAAAGCUAAUAAGGAGGCUUUUGCUAAUGGAUGGUUUCAUUCUGGUGAUCUUGCUGUGAAGCAUUCAGAUGGAUACAUUGAAAUUAAGGACAGGUCAAAGGAUAUCAUAAUAUCUGGUGCUGAAAAUAUCAGUAGUGUUGAAAUAGAGAAUGCUCUUUACUCUCACCCUGCAAUACUUGAGGCAUCAGUGGUUGCAAGGCCAGAUGAGAAAUGGGGUGAGUCUCCUUGUGCAUUUGUGACUCUGAAGCCAGGGGUGGAUAGUAAUAAUGAGCAGUGUUUAGCUGAAGAUAUAGUGAAGUUUUGCAGGUCCAAGAUGCCUGCUUAUUGGGUCCCAAAAUCAGUUGUGUUUGGACCAUUGCCAAAGACAGCUACUGGGAAGACUCAGAAGCAUUUGCUGAGGGCAAAGGCAAAGGAGAUGGGACCUGUUAGAAUGAGCAAGUUGUAA